This is a messenger RNA of Adineta ricciae, 399 nucleotides long. NCBI's taxonomy places the organism in Eukaryota, Metazoa, Rotifera, Eurotatoria, Adinetida, Adinetidae. The record is from the annotation of a GenBank genome assembly.
AUGGGUAUACUUACAGGUCGAGAGGAAGGUAUUCGAUUAGUGGCGAACUAUGAUUAUGCCUUCAUUGGCCCUUUAACAGAUUAUAAGAAAGGUAUGUCAACACGUUCACUGCCACCAACUGAUUAUUAUACACUUGAAUUUGAAAAAUACGAUCAAAUACGUGGUUCAACAAUCGAACGAGAGGAACCGUGUUUUCAUUAUAUGCAAACUGGCAGUGGUGGACAAGUAAUUGAUCCUAAAACUCGUAAAUUAGUACCAUUGCCUGAACCGAAACGUCCGAAAGUUGAUCAGCUCUACUUGGCAUUACUCAACGAAUCAAAUUUAGUUAGUCAACUCGUCGAAAUCACCGAAGACGAUAUCGAAUCGUUACGAGAAGCUGCUGCGAAAAGGAAUCGUUAA